Molecule: messenger RNA, 1806 nt
Organism: Lepus europaeus (European hare)
Lineage: Eukaryota; Metazoa; Chordata; Mammalia; Lagomorpha; Leporidae
Gene: CD226
Product: CD226 molecule
Exons: 6
Coding region: 16-1020 (334 amino acids)
Biological process (GO): cytokine production; positive regulation of immunoglobulin mediated immune response; positive regulation of Fc receptor mediated stimulatory signaling pathway
Cellular component (GO): external side of plasma membrane
Source: RefSeq, a predicted model, not a curated record
AAAUAGUUUCCUGAGAUGGAUUAUCCUGCUUUCCUCUUGGCUACUCUUUUUGUAUACAAAGCUCUAUGUGAAGAGAUAUUUUGGGACACAACUGUUAAAUUUGCCAAGAAUAUGACUCUAGAGUGUGUGUAUCCAUCAACGGACAACUUGACCCAGAUUGAGUGGUUCAAGAUCAAUGGACUCCAGAAAAAGUCCAUAGCCAUUUUCAACCCUACUUAUGGUGUGGUCAUAAGAGAGCCCUAUGCUGAUAGGGUUUCCUUUUUAAAUUCAACAAUGGCAUCCAAUGAUAUGACCCUUUCCUUUCAUAACGCCUCUGAAGCUGAUGUUGGCUCCUAUUCCUGCUUUCUUCACACUUUUCCACUUGGAUCUUGGGAAAAAAUGUUACAAGUGGUUCAGUCAGAUAGUUUUGAGAUUGCUGUGCCACCAAAUAGUCACAUCAUCUCAGAAUCUGGAAAAAAUAUCACACUCACCCAUCAGCUUCAGAUGAAGUGGCCAGUGCAACAAGUUACGUGGGAGAAGGUCCAGCCCCAUCAGAUAGACCUCCUGACUUCAUGCAACUUGCUCCAAGGGAGAAGUUAUGCCUCAAAGUACCAGAGGCAAAUACUGACCAACUGCAGCCAGGGGAGCAGGAGGAGUUCCAUCACCAUUCCACACGCCUCAGUCUCGGACUCAGGGCUGUAUCGCUGCCGCCUCCACGCCAGCACAGGAGAAAACGAAACCAUUGUGAUACAAUUGACCAUAACUGAUGGUAAAAGUGAUAUCCCAUAUGUCCAUUUCGUGGCUGGAGGGACAGUUGUGUUGUUGGUUGUUAUUCUAAUUACCACCAUCAUUGUCAUUUCUUACAACAGGAGGAGAAGGAGACAGAAAAGAGUUCUAUUUGAAAAAUCCAGGGAUACACAGAAUAAGGCAGCCAAGAACUAUAGAAGUCAUACUUCUACCAAUCAGCCACUGGACAGUGCGAAAGAAGAUAUUUAUGUCAACUACCCAACCUUCUCUCGCAGACCGAAGAUUAGAGUCUAAGCUUUUUCCUUUGUUUGAGAAAAUUCAAGAUGACUAUUAAAUGCAUGAACCUUCGUACAACUUCCUCCCACCACCCAGCUUCUACUGUGGAUACCAACUCAUCACACCUCUUCCAUUUGACAGGAAAAGGGCUGCAUCAUUUACAGAAUGUUCUGAACAGAAAUGAUGCAGAAAAUCUGACUGUAAUAAUUAGCGUGUAUGUAAAAGAAAAUGUACUGAAUCAUGUACCAGAACGAUCUAGGGGAGAUCAUUAACUAGGGCUUAACUUGUCUGGAAUUAAGUGUGGACAUGAACUAGUGUCUGGGUCCCCUUCCUUAGUGCAGAAUUCACUUCCCUGAGGUAGGCAUAACUCACAGGCUUUCCUCUGGGGCUUCCAGAUGGCUGCCAGUAACUCCUGGUGAUUCAUACAUUCUUCUUGUUGUCUGGUAAAGAGCUUGCUUCUCCAGAAUAGCAAAUAGAUGUGGGUAUUUGUCCAUCACGAGACAGAUACCAUGGCCAGAGAGGAUGAAAUAGCUUUAGUCAAGGUACAUUGCUUACAAUUCAGUGGGAAAGGGAGACUCAAGGUUGAGGAGGUUACCAACAAAUAUAGAAUGUGAGAUGCUUCUUACCAAAUCCUAAAUUGUGAAUAUACAUGGGUCUAGGUUAGUUCUCCCUCCCCCAUUCUGGAAUCAGCUAUAUCAAAAUAGUCUAGAAGAGUACUUGGCAGUAAAUAAAUGAAUACCGAAGAGAAAGACAAAUAAGACAGCAAUAUCACUUCCUUUCCUCUUCUCAAAUUGAUGUCUCAUU